Drosophila rhopaloa is the source of this 300-nucleotide messenger RNA. RefSeq names its product tenecin-3-like. NCBI's taxonomy places the organism in Eukaryota, Metazoa, Arthropoda, Insecta, Diptera, Drosophilidae. The coding region runs from base 1 to 300 and encodes 99 amino acids. The transcript has a single exon. The record is from RefSeq and is a predicted model, not a curated record.
AUGCGUUCCUACAUUUUGAUUGUCCUCGUCGCUCUGAUUGCCGUGGCUGCCGCUCAAGGUGGACCUCAACAAGGAGGCCAGGGUGGAUCCCAGAACGGUCAGCAGGGCGGUCAGCAAGGAUCCCAGCAAGGAGGUCCUCAGGGAGGACAGCAGGGUGGUGCUCAGAAUGGCCAGCAGGGUGGUCCUGGUGGAUCAUGGAACUCGCCUUCCAACGCAACAGUCUCCUCCAACUCAACCACAACUACAACCAGUGAGGAUAGCACCACAGAGGCCAGCACCACUGUGGUUUCCUCAUCUUAG